Molecule: messenger RNA, 902 nt
Organism: Tupaia belangeri chinensis (Chinese tree shrew)
Lineage: Eukaryota; Metazoa; Chordata; Mammalia; Scandentia; Tupaiidae
Product: HLA class II histocompatibility antigen, DP alpha 1 chain
Exons: 5
Coding region: 1-783 (260 amino acids)
Biological process (GO): antigen processing and presentation; immune response
Cellular component (GO): membrane; MHC class II protein complex
Source: RefSeq, a predicted model, not a curated record
AUGCGUGCCCCAAAGAGAAUGUUCCAGACCAAAGCUGUCAUACUGAGUGCCCUCUCCUUGGCUUACUUGCUGAGUCUUCAGGGAGCUGGGGCCAUCAAGGCAGAUCACGUGUCAAUUUAUUUAGUAUUAGCACAAUCUCAUAGACCUUCAGGGGAGUGUAUGUUCCAGUUUGAUGGGGAUGAGGUGUUUUAUGUGGAUUUGGACAAGAAGGAGACAAUCUGGCAUAUGGAGGAGUUUGGCCACGCCUUUUCCUAUGAGGCUCAAGAUGGGCUGAAGAACCUUGCCGUAGCAAAGGAAAACCUGAUUAUCAUGAUACGGCGUUCCAACCACACCCAGGCCUCCAACGAGCCUCCUGAGGUGACUGUGUUUCCAAAGAAGUCUGUGGAGCUGGGCCAGCCCAACGUCCUCAUCUGCCACGUGGACAAGUUUUUCCCUCCGGUGCUCAAUGUGACAUGGCUGCGCAAUGGACAGCCGGUCACUGACGGUGUCACCGAGAGCCUUUUUCUGCCAAGCACAGAGUUCAGAUUCCACAAGUUCCUGUACCUGACCUUUGUGCCCUCAGCUGAGGACGUCUAUGACUGCAGGGUGGAGCACUGGGGCCUGGAAGAGCCACUCCUCAUGCAUUGGGAGGCCCAGGAGUCCAUCCUGGUGCCUGAGACGACAGAGACUGUGGUCUGUGCCCUGGGCCUGGUGCUGGGCCUGGUGGGCAUCAUCGUUAGCACCGUCUUCAUCAUAAAGGACCUGCAUUCCAGUCGCAACCCCUGGGUUCAGGGGCCCCUGUGAGUUAUUGCAGAGGUAACAACAUUGCUGAAAAGAAGAGGACUUGGGAGAGAUCUGAAUUCCUCACAAACUCCAGUCUCAGACUCCCUUCUCAAUUCUUGUGCUAACUCAGUGACAGUUCA